AAAAACUUUAUCCGAUUUUCUAUUGGGGUGGAACAAUGUUGCCCUAUUAUUAAAAGUCAACAACGUGGACGUGGAAGGCGUAGAAUCAAUUUUGACCCUUGAACUUUGUGCGACCAAUCAUUUUCGUUGGCUAUCAAAACAUUGUCUGCAUGCGCAGCAGAAGUAUAAAUUAAAACCAGCUGUUGUUUAUGAACUUGGUUCACUGGAGUAAUAUAAUAUUACCAAGCUUUCUAUUUUGACGAGACACCUCUUGACACAUAAAAAGCAUUUGACUUGCCUUUCAUCAUGUCUGCACCUGACGAAAAAUACUUGGAUGAGUUGGAUAAGUAUAACAUUGAACAAGAUAAAUACGAAAACCAUGCACAUAGUGGUAAAGGUAGGAGUAAAAAGGAAGCUACACAACACCAUCACGAAGAUCCGAGUGGACACACUAGAAAGGAUGUGCAAAAGCUUGUAAAUAAUGCACACAAGCAAGCAGGGAAAAAAGCAGAAAAAGAAAAAAAAUGAACUUAUUCUGUUCACAUCCUUAUGUAUGGUAAGUUCGCUUUGUACGUUUUUAUUAAUUAAUGUGACUGUGACUGAACAAGUAUAAGUAGUAAGUAGGCCUAUCCGCCGAUCUAUAAUCUAUACUAUUAAUAAUAUUAAUAAGUCUGUCAUGACAGUCUGUACUUACAGUUACAGUGUGAAAUUGAAACUUACAGUGCCUACAGUCAGUAAAUCAAUACUUAAUACAGUUAGUUAGUAAGUUAAGUACGGCAGUAACUUAGAGUAAGGUAAUUUGGUAAUACUUCUUUAUUUUACUUAAGUCCGUUAGGUAGUUAAGGUAGACUAACGCCUAAACUUAACACCUAGGCCUAAAGUAAAGUAAGGCCCACUGACCGCCACUGUCAAGUGAAAUAAUUUAAAUCACUGGUUAUAAUUUUUAGUUUAAUGACAAGUUUGGCCUUAUUGUCCAUUGCCCAUUCAUUAAUUAAUAUUGAUUUUUAUUUGAAUUAACCUAAGUUGUUUUACGAUUUACGUAUUAAUUAGUAAUUGUAAUGUAUUAGUAUUGUUAAUUGUAAGGACUAACUUUACUGUCACUAAAAAACUAUGAUAAUUUUACAUAUUUAAUAUUAUACUUGCCGGUACUGGUAAAAGGUAUAGCCUAUUGCAUGAGUAUGACAUGACUGACUCAUGUGAACUGUACUAUGUGAUGACAAAUUGGCAAUGCCAUAUUAUGAAUUUGUUUAAUUAGACCUACAAAUAUUUAAAAAAAAGGAAAAUACACAAUUUUUAUAGAUUAAAUAAUUGUAUAAAAAUUGUUGUGGGGGUUGACAUUUGUCAUUUGUGAAACAUGACCAUGUAAAAUGACAAACAAGUCUUAGUGCAGUAUCAUAGUACCAUGACAUAGGUUUGUCCUCUUUUACAUUUAUUUUUGUAGACCAAGCUAAUUCUAAGACUAAGACUGGAGCCUAUUUUUAUCAGUUUAAAUUUAAUCUUUGAGUUGAAGUUCAAGUCUGAUGAAUUAAAUAUACUUGGCCUACUUAAAUGUUUAUCAUAAUAAUAAUUUUACAUACUUAUUUUGACUGUCACAAGAUUGUUAUUUAUAUUUUCUUAUUUGUUUCAGUUGAGAUCACUUCAUAAAAAUCUCUCAAUGACAAGUUGAUAUGGAACCUUGAACAAUUGUUUUCUCAUUCAUACAGUACAUUCACUACAGUUUGGAAUCAUCUCUUUGACAAUGGCCCCAGAAUGCUGACAAGGAUGAACAUUUUUCUACUCCUACUGUUUGUUGACAUGUUAUCACUUUCCAAAAUGUUUCAAGUGAUGUCAUCGAAUUCAUUUGUUAAUUUCGUGCACUUCAAAAUUUCAUGUGUUCUUCAUGUCAAAUAAAUCGUUAAUGGGUAUUGGGUUCAUUUUGUUAUGAAAUUUAAGUUUUCAUUUCUCUAACCACACAGUCACAGCAAAGUUAUUACUGUGAAAUUAUAUUCCUGUAAAAUUGAUAUACAUCAUGAUCCAUAUGAUGCCAGAAAUUUUGACAAAUAAAUGUGUGGUCUUUCAUUACUGUCUUGUUGUCAUGUUCAUUUGUGAUGUUAAAAUUUUACAGUACCGGUAUUGAGUUUUUAGAAUAGAGUUAAUCCAAAUUUAAUUUAAAAUUUAAAAAAUACAUUGCGAUUAAUCAAUGUUAUUUGUUUGUGGGGGGGGUCUGAGGCAGAGCUGUCACUUUUGGAGCCCCCCUAACACUUUUCAGUUUUGUGCCCCCUCCAUACAAAGUUGAUUGUUCUUUUUUUUUUUCCUUAUCAGAACGUUUGGCCCCUUAAAUAUCCUGCUGUUGCAGGACACACACAAGGACUAUGGUCUUAGGAAUUAUAUUUCAAUUGUUUUAUUCUUUUCAAC
Messenger RNA from Lymnaea stagnalis (great pond snail), 2373 nucleotides. The record is from the annotation of a GenBank genome assembly. NCBI's taxonomy places the organism in Eukaryota, Metazoa, Mollusca, Gastropoda, Lymnaeidae.